This is a messenger RNA of Petromyzon marinus (sea lamprey), 3887 nucleotides long. RefSeq names its product hydroxymethylglutaryl-CoA lyase, mitochondrial. Gene Ontology annotation, biological process: ketone body biosynthetic process; L-leucine catabolic process. Gene Ontology annotation, molecular function: hydroxymethylglutaryl-CoA lyase activity. The record is from RefSeq and is a predicted model, not a curated record. Lineage: Eukaryota; Metazoa; Chordata; Hyperoartia; Petromyzontiformes; Petromyzontidae.
CACACACAAGUGACGGCUUUCGGGAUGUACCCACACACACACACGCGACGUGUUUUUUUCCCGGCAUAUUACUACAGUGCGGUGUUAGUGCACACGCCUGUUUAAUGAUCCCCUGCAGCAAUAAGAUAUUCGUGGCCGAAGACUAAGACGUGCACACACACACAGACAGAUACACAGCAGUGACAGAUGAUGUUCUGAUGUGUCUAGCUAUCGUGUCGCGUCGCAGCUGCAUGCUCUGGCGCUCUGAAUGUUAAUUUAAUUUACAUUAGACGCGUAGUAGUCAUUCUGGAUGGACACUUAAUUUCUGCGUGUGCAGUGGGGCUCCAACAAUACUUCGUCUGAUACAGCCUGCUUACAGAAGAAGUGGUCGAUUAUUGGUUAUUGAUCGCGGUGUUCAAUUCAUGGGAAAUGUCUACGAUGUUGUCAAGAAUUGCUAUGCUGCUCAGGGCUUGACUGUGCCCGGCGUCUGUAAGACUCUAAUCGCUUUCCCGUCACAACAGGGGGCGGUGGCCAUCAGUGGGUUGCCCAACCGGGUUAAGAUCGUCGAAGUAGGUCCGCGUGAUGGACUACAGAACGAGAAGACUGUGGUGCCGACCGCUGUGAAGAUUGAGCUGAUUGAGCGUCUGGCUGAAGCAGGCUGCCCUGUGGUGGAGGCCACCAGCUUUGUUUCUCCUAAAUGGGUUCCGCAGAUGGCCGAUCAGGUAGAAGUAAUGGCCGGCAUUCGGAAGCUGCCCGGAGUGAGCUACCCAGUUCUCACCCCCAACCUUAAGGGAUUUCAGGCUGCCGUGAAGGCUGGGGCCACCGAGGUGGCCAUAUUCGGGGCAGCUUCAGAGUCCUUCAGCCAGAAGAACAUCAACUGCUCCAUCGCCGAGAGCCUGCAACGCUUCGAGGAGGUUGCACGUGCGGCACAGGAUGCCAACAUCCCCGUCCGAGGGUAUGUGUCCUGUGUUGUAGGCUGUCCUUAUGAAGGAAAAAUAAAUCCAGCCAAAGUAGCGGAGGUGGCCAAGUGCCUGUACGGGAUGGGCUGCUACGAGAUCUCUCUGGGGGACACGAUCGGUGUGGGUACACCGGGCAACAUGCGCGAAAUGUUGCGCGCCGUGAGCCACGAGGUGCCAAUAAGCGCACUGGCAGUGCACUGCCAUGACACCUAUGGGCAGGCACUCGCGAAUAUCCUCACCGCCCUGCAGAUGGGAGUGAGUGUCGUUGACUCGUCGGUGGCUGGGCUGGGAGGGUGUCCGUACGCGCGCGGGGCGUCUGGAAACGUGGCAACAGAGGACGUGGUCUACAUGCUCAACGGCCUGGGCAUCCAAACGGGUGUGGACCUUCAGAAACUGAUUGAAGCAGGGGAUUUCAUCUGCAAGGCUCUGAACAGGCGAAGUGGCUCGAAAGUGUCCCAGGCUACCUCUAAGCUGUGAACCUGCAGUCUGCCCCCACUGUACAAAUGUAGUCACAUGAGGGUGUGUUGAUGUUGGGUCAAGGGAGAGCCGGUGGUGCUUUGCGUCUGUUUAACGGAUCGCGUAUCAUCAUCUGAGGUGGGUAACGGCUGGCUUCAUUCGUAGGCAAAGAAACCAACUUUGCUUUGAGCUCCCAUUCUUUGGUCAAUAUUCAAUCUGUGCAGUUUUCUUGUAUGUGUCUUUUAUGUAAUUAACAUUCAUGUGGGUCAUCUACGAUAAUGAAUCUGAGGAUAAAACACCUCGGGGUAUUACCCCGAACAAAACGAGUGACUGGCUGGGAGUGGUAACGCAUUUGCCUUGUGCGUUUCCAACGUUAAAAUUGCUGUGCGCCUACCUUGUGCUAAUGUAUUGAAAUUGGUGACAACGGUGCAUAUUAAGCCUAAUAGUCAUGUUUUUCAGUCUCCAUUUACAAAAUGACACAAAAGUGUUGUCGUGCAGUGGGAAAAUAGGGUGCGUGAUAAAUUCCCGGUAACCACUGUAACCAUGAUUGGUGCGCUUUAAUCAAUCCCGGGAUGACCUGCACUGUGCUUGUACGAGGCCACUUGCUUAGACCAAUGCACAGUUUACUAAACACUUACGGAUUAACUUGGCAGGAUUGAGCACUUUUGGAGGGCUUGAUGCAUGCGUGUGUGUGCUCAUGCUGGUGCAAAUGUACCUCGACGCACACGGCUAAAGAAUUGUAAUCACAUUUCACUGGCAGUCGAGACAUGGGGGGAAAACGAGAUCAAUGUAUGAGGUGGGCACCUGCGCUUUGUCAAGAUAAAUUUAAAACCUCAUCUGUAAUUAUUCUUUAAAUAAGAGCAGUGUUUUUUUGGGUCGUCUUCCUUUAAAAGGAGUAACAUUCAGUACUUGUAUAGUAAUUAGUUAACCGUGCUCUUGGCUGACGGGUUUUACACACGUGGUUGGAUUGAUGCUAUGUUGAAGUGUAAGUUCUCAGGAGGCAACAGUUUGCAUAGAAAUGCAUAUUUUGGGCGCAUCUGCUGAUGUGAUUUUCAUUAACCUCCAAGUGCUCUCAAUUGCAGGGCCUGUUAUUUCAGGGAAGUAUAACAGUCCAACAUUGGUGAUUCAGUUUUGCUUGUUAAGUUGUGGAGCUAUAUUAGACUUGGAUUGUGUUCUGUCAGCAUGGCCGAAUUGCUAGUUGGUAUUUGUAAUUAUUUUCGGCCCACGUUACUUUAUUGCAAUCUGUGCAUUUAUGACGUAGCCAACCCCAAAGCUGAUUCAGCUGAUCAAACACUGCUACCACACGCUGGCUUGCAUUAAUUAAAAACCUUAUUUUGUCGCCAGCAUGCAUUCUUAAUCAAGAGCAUUAACAUUUUAUCAGGUAAAGGUGUAAAUUAUGUCAGUCUUCUGCUGUGUAUGUAUGCAUUAAAUGAAGUUAACUUGCACUAACUAAAAUAAAGCCAUUUACAUAGAGUCCUUCCUAAGGUGAUGAAUGAUCUUGCUUUUGAAUUUUAUUAUCAGCUUGCAAUUAUUUUAUUUCAGAUAACACAGGAGUAAACUGGCGAAGCUUACCCACUUCAAUACUGGACGAGCAUUUAUUUGUAUGCAAGCUAGCUCUCUCAUUGUGUGGUAAGCAGUGUUUUAAACUGUGCCUAGGCAAAUAUAUAUCUGAACAUGGUACAAAUUACUUGCUUCUUCCUUGUGGGAAGGAAUAUUGCAUCUUAUUCAUGGCUUGAGAUAUUGAUAAGCUUGUUUGGAUUAUUGGCUGAAUUAAAUAUCACUAUGAAUGUGAUGUCUGAAUUUUAGAGGACUUUACUGGUCAACAACAAUUGUUAUCAUUGCUCAGUGUGGAUUUGGCAUAAUUCUGAAUGAAAUCCUGAAUGAUAAUUUCCCAGUGAUAAUUGUGUUGCAGUGUACACUGUGCAAGAUACUAUAAAAGAAUUACUCUGGACAGGUAUGCAAUGUACACGUGUGUGAGAAUGCCAUUGAGUUUUUGUGUCUAAUUUGUUUAAAAUUGCCAGUGGUCUAAUGCACAUUUAUACAAAAUACCCCAACAUUGCAUAAUUAUUUUGUCAAAAGUAUAUUUUCAAAAUGAAAGUAUUUUUUUUAUAUCCGUAAAAACUGAUAAAAUUCCUCUUGACUGGUGUUUUUGCAAAAUAACUUUUUAAAGUUUGGUUUAAUAGACUUACAAAUUAUAUAACACUGUGCAGCGGAAAUCAUGUUUUCUUUAAUUUGUCAUAUAACAUGAUUAAACAAUUACAGCGAGUGGUACAUCAAUAGAUUAUUAGGUUGCUAAUAUCCUGUCGGCUGUGUGGAGUGCUGGUCAUGUCUUGGAAGCAAUGUUCAGUGUUGUGACCUUUGUGGUUUUGCCUGGUUGAUCUGAGUAGAUGCCAAUUAUUUAAGAUAACAGUAUUACAAAGUAUGCUGUUUCAUUGUGCCUCGUGUAAAUUUUCCGUGUAAAUUAUACCAAAGUAUUAAAAUCAAUGUAAUGCA